AUGAUAGAGAGAUACUGCAAAUGUGACGAAUCAGAGGAUGAGGAUCAAUGUGCAAUUAGUAUCAAGUGGAAAUAUAUGCGUAGCAGUCGACGAUGGUCACGACGAAUGACUGGCGAGGAGUUCCCUGAACUUGAACUGUCAACGUCCCCCCCUGCAGACUCAAACACAACUCACAUUCACACACAUUCUCGGCUAAACAGCAGCCACGAAAGUGUCACAACAACAGAUAGUGAGCGAAACGAAGGAUACACAAGCACAAGUAGCUUUGAGAGCCCUGCUGUUGUAAAGAAAGUGUAUGUGAAGCGCUUUCAGGAGAUAGCCUCAUCUCCAUCGAGUCAGAGCUUGCCGGUUUCUAAUAGCGAAUAUAAAACCUCCACGCCCAUCGGAUCUGAUGGAAAUAUGAACGGACCUCGAAGUGCUAUCAUUCAGAUCUCAUCCCCAAUCUCAGUACGGAAAGAUCCAUCGUCUGAUCUUAAUGGACUGCACAGUAGCAGAGACCACAUGAAGGGUGCCAAAAGUUUCUUGAAGCGGUUGGACAGCCUCAAAGGCAGGAGAGGUGGAAGCCAGAGGCGUAAGCACAAGUCAGGAGGGGAUACGCUGGAAAUUAGCGGACCUAUCGUGCCAGACAAUGGCACCUUGCAGCGUAAGAUUGAGUUAUUUAAAUGUGUGGACUUACAGUCGGCAAAGGCCAAGUCCUGCAGGUAUCCGGCCAAUUCACUGGUGACACCACCAGCCAAAAGGCGGAGAAACCCAAAUGGACGGUCAGACAAUACCUCAAAGAGGAUGGGAAGGGUGUUUUCGGAGCCCAGUUCACCCACGAUACACAGGAAAUUCAGUUUUGAUGUGUCCAAAGACCUGGAAGAAGCAUUGGCCAAGAAAAUUAAUAACAACAAUGAAAGCAAAAGUUGUGAGGAUGUGUUUAUGAAUGACAUGGAUGAUGUGUGCUUGGACACCAGGGAUAAUCGCAUCCCGUCUGAGAGGAGUUCCAAUGUUACGGGUACGACGGGUCGCAGCUUACUGAGCAGUAGUAGUAAUGAUUCCUGGCCAGGGCAUUAUGAAGGUGAGUCUGAUGACUGGGCUUCACAUAGACUUAUCACAUCACCUUUCAACAGCCUUGAGGAUGAUGAUGAGCAUACUCCACAUCGGCUACGUAGCCCUAGCAUGUACGACAACAUGCCACCGGCACUUCAUUCGAGCCUGGAUAAUCUACCCAAUGCUGAGAUUGAAGUGGCCGAAACAGAACUCAUGCGACAAAUAUACAAUCUGAAGAACAUUGGGCAUUUGAACGACCCACUCGUGGUUGCGCCAUCGACGCGGCGGAGCGUGAGCAUCUCCACUUGCGAGGACAUUGGCGACUCUCGUGGCUCGCUCAAUAGAACGAACAAUAAUCUUAAUCCGGAUGUAGAAACAGAGAAAUUGGACAUCCUUACAAACAUCAGUAAAAUCCUCAUGAAGGAGAAGGAGCUUGUUGUUGAACCCAGAGGUGCGGACGUUGUUGCUUCAAAGCCAGCUGCCAAGAGGGACCGAAGCAACAGUCUCCCCAACGCUGGACCGGAGGGUAUCAGGGAGAGCAUGCUGAGCAAUGAGGUUGAUCUGGAACUUGAAGCUGAAGUGAUGGGUCUGAGCUCAGAGCUGGAGAGACUACUCACAGGGAUUAAUGAGAGUAUUCAUGAAUUGGAAUUAAACAUUAAGAAAACAGAAGACAGCAGUGCCUCCACGGCAUCAUCACAGAUCUCCUCUCCAGUCAACUCCCAGGUAUCCUCCCCCUAUGGCUCACCCCUCCCCUCCCCCAUGACCACACCCGACUUCAACCUCAACAAACGAGAGGUUGAGCAACAGGACGACACAGGUGUCGGCCUCUCUACCGGCCAGGACACUGCCAGUGAGCACGACACGCCCGCAUCGAACGAGGAAGAUGAUGAGGAGGAGAGGACAAAGUCGCAGGAGACGACGAUUAGCAUCAAGACAGGCAGCGGGAAGUCUCCGUGGAAGGAGAGGAGAGACUCCGGUGUGGGGAACUCCCUGACGAGACCCAACAGGUAAGCUUUGUCUCUAAUCUCUUACUCUCUACAAGAAGGAACAUGCAGAAGCCUCUGCUUUUUAAGAAAUAUACGCUUAAACCUUGUGACACUGAUUUGCAGUGGAAUGGAUUUAAUGGAAGAACCUCUCUGAUUGGUCCCUCGUCAGUGUUUUCAAUAAAAUGCACAUGCAACAGUGAUCCUGAUCGGCCAUGGCUAUUGAGCAAGUGAUUGGACACCUUGAGUUAAGAACCCUGGUUAUGCUCUGAAAGUAGUGUGAAGAGAAUGUUUAAACUUUUGGAGGAUGACAGAUCAAAACAAAUGCAUGGUCCGUUUCAUAAAUGACUUGCAACUGUCGUAACUUUACCAUUAUGGCAACUACCAUACCAUGGUAACAGGGCUCAACAGCCAAUCACAAUCGAGGUUUUCAUGGUAGUUACAGCAUUGGCAAAGUUAAACUCUUCAUGGAACAGGCCCCAGAAGAAUGUUGCCAGAUGCUUGUUUGCUAUCGAUUUGAGAAUCCUCUGUAUCAGUCUCCCUCAAGUGCUUUGUGAUAUCAAAAGGUAGGUAACAUAUUUAAGGAAUGACUUGGAGGAUGACAGCAUCAUCAACUUUGGAGAUAGAUGGAGAGAAUUUAAAGUGUCCUGGCAACUUUGCUUACUAAAAUAGUUCUCAUAGGCCCAGAAUGUUUGUAAACAUUCCCUGCAAUAAGUUGAAUUGAGUUUGAAAUAUGUUGCCACAGAAUUAGAGCUCAGCCUUUCCGACCUUGCACCCACUUCUCCAACAGUUUAUCGUAUCAGGGAUUUAUACUCUCCCGCUGGGCAGCGAUAUUCAGAGUCCUUCCUUACCAGUCACAGCCAAUGCAAUACUUCCACUCAUCCUCCAUGUGGGGGUUCAAUUGGUUAAAUACAUUCUCUGGCGGUUACCAGGAUAGGAUGUUGCAUUUAUCUGACUGGCGGCCUCUCUGCAUGCCCCUAAUGGAUGGCUCUGCAAGUCACCCACUUAUCCCUUAGAACCAGGGAAUAUGUCAAUCUUCCAUGCAGACGAUUUGUCUGAUGAAUUAGUGAUGAACAUUAGGCCAGAUAUAGCUGCCAUCAUCCUCCUCACCUUGCUCGAAAUAUCGCAUAGAACAGAGGCCAUACAUAGAGUGUUAACACUAGUUCUUCAAUGUUAUGGAAUAUGAUUGUUUGAAUAAUCAGAAUUAGUCAUUGACAAAAGAAAGCUGAGAUCUAGUGUAUGUCAUGACCACAAAGUAAUGAAAUACCAUAAAAAACAAUAUUUUCAAUAAGUGAUACAGUGUAUUUCCAAAUUUUAUUUUGCAGUUUUGUGAAAUUUUAUUGAAGUAUAAAAAGUGUUAAGGCUGAGCACAGCUUCAGAUUGGGAGAAAAUUUGAUCAGUAAUAAUUUACCUUCCGUCACGAUUAUCUAAUAAAAAAAUAUUUUUCAUGAUGAAAAAAAUAUAUAUUUUCCCACGCUCUCCUGGUUUUUAGGGAAGAGAAAUACCAAAAAUGAUGGACAAAGGAUGUGGGUAGAUGGCUUUGUUCUUUAUCUACAUUUGCUCUGCAUUAGCGGAGAUGGUAAAACCAUCACGGAUGGUAGUCGGUCAAAACAUCCUUUCUCACCUCACCCUGCUUUAUGAAAUUGAAUCUAUCCUUGAUCAACUCGUCCAUUACCAGACCAGAUGGAUAUGAAUUCAUCCAUACUCUAACCAAACAAAACUUUGUUCAAUAUUAGAUUGAUAAAACAAUUUUCCUCUGAUCUAAAUCUUUGUCAGUCCCGUGAAAAGCCCAGAGGCUAUGUAGUUUUGGCAACUGUUCCAAACUUUUCCUUUUCUUCAAGUGGAUCUUCACCGGAAUGAAGCUGAUGCUUUAGCUUGCUAUCGCUAGUCUGAUCAGAGAAUAUUGGGCUCAUUUGCUGCUGUAUCCCAAUAUUUUGUUAUAAAAUGGUUAGCCCAAAACUUCUUGGAUUUUUUUUCCAGAAAGCCUGCUAAAUCAUGAAUUAGCCUACAAUUUGGCAAGCAUCUUCACCAAACCGAAGUUAAUGUCGAUCCAAUACUGUCUAAUUUAUUGAAAUACAAAUAAAGCUUGGUCUGCUUUGAAGUUGUACACAAUGAAAACUUCACUGCUGGUGCAGAUUAUUUUAGUGUGGACCAGAAAAUCCAAGAAUUACCAAAGAGGGUAUUUGAGCCCAUAGCCUACAUAUUCAGUUCUUUAAAUAUAUGGAAAUACACUUCAGAUAAAUUGGUUUUAGAUAUAUUUGAAUUUGAUAUACAAAUAAUUUCUAUUAUUAGAAACCAUUUUGGAUAUGGAGGUAAUUCUCCCAAUAUCAUGAUAUAGUUAAUACACCCAAAGAUAUGCUUGGCCUAAGAGAUUUGCACAGGAAAUCUGAGCAAUUGGGGGUUGAUGGUCAUGAUGCAUGCCAUAGGUGUCAGAUAUGGCACUUUCAUGUUACGGUGCUUGCAACACUUUGUUGACACUGUAGUUAUCCUGGAAAAUAAGUACACAUAACAUAGCCACGCAGUGUUUACCACAUUGUUGCUGGAUAUGCCCCACCCCCUCCUUGCAAAAACAGCAUAUUAAUUAUGAAAGAUGGACACUCCUAGUUUUGAAUAUGAAUACUUAAUGAUUUAGCCAAUAUAUUUUGAAGGGGUGAAGGCUCGGACAUCAUGUAGGCCCUAAUUCAUCAUUUAGACUGAAUUUGUAGGAGGGAGUGGGGGGAGUUUGUUGAACGAUCUGUGACCUUCCAUCAACCCCCGCCCCCUGCAAGUUUGCCCAUCCCUCGGUCAAUCAUACACCUGCUGUGAGGAGCUAAAAUUGGCCCUCAAGUGCACCCCUAGGAUUGGAGCUGUCAGAUGGAUAAGGGCGCAAUGGCGCACCUCAGAUUUGGACUUGGAGGUGGUGUUUGCAUAAAUCCUUUUUGUACUGAUGUGUUUAUUUCUCUGAUUUUUUUUUUAACACAACUUAACACUGACCAGAUCAUGGAAGUGUGGCUUGAUGCUUGACAUUGGGGAGUCAUUUUUGGUCUACCCAAGGAGAUCUCCUUGGUCUACCAAACCAAGAGUUGAGGAAGCCCUUAAAUAUGGAAAGCAAUCCAUGUCACAUUAUUUUAACAAGUAUCCCUUUGGCAAAGACUGGAGGGAGCAUUCUAAGCAGUCUCAAAAAUAUCAUUCACUGAUUUUGUUUUUAAAACAUGCAUUAGGCUAUUGGCCUAUGAUGAUCUUGCUCGUUUUCUAUUGUUGAAAUAGAUUGGAUCAAUCACAAACCUUUGUUAGAGGAUGCCAAUAUAUUGUAGCUAUAUAACCUCUCAUUUGUGCUAGGCAUGAUGACAAAGCACAUUGUGUUACAAGUUCAUGCAAAAUUAAGUCAGGCUCCUCGGUUUGAGUCAGUGAGAAUUCAGCAAGGGGACGACCUGCAGCUUUCCAAAUCAAAUGAGCUAAACCAGAGAGAUACCGCACACUCUGGAGCACGUCUGGGAAAUUAUAAUAACGAGUGUUUCACUUAUUCUUGCAUGCCCCCCUUCUCUGAUCCCUCAUCGUGGGCAGACAAUGAUUCCUUCAUUCUGUAAAGAGAGGCGACAGUGUAACUUGCCCAGGGUUAUUGGAUUUAUUAAAUCAUUAAGGCAUGUGGAAGACUUUCCUGUGAUGCUUCAGUUUUUAUUCUCAGAAAUUCACUCUGAACUUGUCAUUCUGUCCAAAGACAUUGACCAAAAUAAAGCCGACUUUGAAGUUUGAAAAUCAAGUAGUGAUUUAGAGAAAUUAUGAAAGAUUUGUAACCCAAGUGUCACUUUACACAUGCCCAGGGGCUGUCGCCAUGGAACCAAAUGCUAUAUUUUUUCAAAUAUUCAGGUUUUGACAACUUUACAGAAAUGAAAGUAAUGGGGCUUUUGAUUGAGGGAAAUGCAUUUUUAAAGUGAUGUUGUAUCCCCCCCCCAAAAAAAAAAAAAGUUUGAUCAAAUUUUAUUUCAAAGUAUGUCUUCUGUCUUUUGAAUCAAAGUUUUAUUAACAAUUCCUGAAAUCCUGCAUUACUCUGAGUUAAAUCAGAUGCAUAGUUUAUUCAUUAAAUCAAAUAUGUUUUCUUCUUUCAGCAUUAAAGAACAGAAUGUUUUCAUGUUCCUCUCGGCAGAGAAAUGAAAUUGAAGGUAUCCAGGUCUUUUAAUACAGUUUCCCUCAUAAAUCAUCAAAUGCUAUGAUAAUUAUUUUUAUGCUUAAAUAUUUAUGCAGUUUUGGUGGUUUGAAAAUUAUACUGACCUUGCAAAACUAGACAUUUCAACUCAUUUUAUUGUGGUUUAUUUUUAUCUCACCAUAGAUAUAAAUCAGGGUGUUUCUCCAGGGGAGAGAG
This is a messenger RNA of Lytechinus pictus (painted urchin), 6354 nucleotides long. Its product is annotated as rho GTPase-activating protein 7-like. NCBI's taxonomy places the organism in Eukaryota, Metazoa, Echinodermata, Echinoidea, Temnopleuroida, Toxopneustidae. The transcript is spliced from 3 exons. Gene Ontology annotation, molecular function: GTPase activator activity. Gene Ontology annotation, biological process: regulation of Rho protein signal transduction; actin cytoskeleton organization. The record is from RefSeq and is a predicted model, not a curated record. Bases 1 to 2043 code for a protein of 680 amino acids.